UGGCAACACUGUAUAAUAUGUCAAAGUAGUGAAUAACGACGCCGUGUAUCUGCUUGUUUUUGCACUGGGCAUAUUUGUUCUUUUCAUUUAUCUUUAUAAGAAAUUGUGAUUUGUGAGUGUGAUCUUUGCCCAGAACAUUAUUAGCCCUUAAAAAUGACAACUAUUGGUCCGAAAAAGGAUGGCGGGCCAAACGUCGACUACUUUCAAUCGUCGGAAUCACUGGCACAAUUCGAUCAAAUUCGUGUUUGGUUACAGAAGAAUUGUAAGAAGCAUGUCCAAACGGAUCCACCAACGAAAGAGGGCUUGGCCCAGCUUGUGGUUCAGCUCAUACAGUAUCAAGAGAACAAGCUCGGAAAGAAUGCGUCCGACCCGCCGUUCUUGAGGCUUCCAAUGAAAGUGUUCAUGGACAUGAAACCAGGCGGUUCGCUGUGUACAGUGCUCGCCACUAUGUUCCGCUUCAAGUCGGAGCAGCGGUGGCGCAAGUUCGACUUCCAGGUCGGUAAGAACCCGUCGCGUAAAGACCUCAACGUCCAAAUGAUGAUGGAGAUAGAAUCGUCGCUGCUCGGAGCUGAGAUCAUCCGCUCGCCGUGUGUGUACAUCAGACCAGAAGUCGACAAGGCGACAGCUAACAAGCUGAAGGAUAUUAUUAGCAACCAUCAGGGAGAGAUUUGCGAGGAUGAAGAAGACGCGACGCACAUAAUCUACCCGACAGUGGAUCCACUAGAGGAGGAGUACGCGAGGCCCGUGUUCCGCAGAGGCAACCACGUGCUUAUCCACUGGUACUACCUACCGGACAGCCACGACACGUGGGUGCAGGCUGACUUGCCGGUAGACGUCCCCGAGAGCGUGAGUUGGGAGUGCAACCGCGCGGAGCCGUGGCGCGUCACCGCGUCCUGGGCGCUGGAGCUGGCGCAGUACAACGAGUGGAUGAACGAGGAGGACUACGAGGUCGACACCAAUGGCAAGAAGAAAAUACACAAAUUGCGGCUGUCUGUCGACGAUCUGAUACCGGGUGCGGAACCUUCUAGCAAGAGCAAGAAGGGAAGCAAGAGGAAGCGAUCACCGUCACCGCCGCCGCAGAAGCAUGGCAAGAGGAAGAGUCGUGUGACGAAGCGCCGCGACAACGACGGCGAUGAGGAAGAGGACAACGCCUCCAGAGACAACACCGAUGUCGUGCCCACCCCCGAAGCAGAAAGACCUGCAGAACCAGCCACCCCGUCCGCGUCGAGCAGCAGCGGCGCCACGAGCGCGAGCGGCGGCGCGCGGGCGGCGCGCGCGGGCGCGGCGGGCGGCGGCGAGGCGGCGGACGCGCCCGCCACGCCCGCGCCGCCGCUCGACGCGCACGACGACUCGCAGGGGAAGCACUCCGACUCCAACACACAGGAGAUGCUAACAAAAGAAGAGCUAGAAGACAAUGUGACCGACCAAACGCAUCACAUUGUGGUGCCGUCGUAUUCUGCCUGGUUCGACUACAACUCCAUACACAUGAUUGAGAAACGCGCACUGCCCGAGUUCUUCAACGGAAAGAACAAAUCCAAAACGCCUGAAAUAUAUCUCGCGUAUAGGAACUUCAUGAUCGACACAUACCGCCUCAACCCGACGGAGUACCUGACGAGCACCGCGUGCAGGCGCAACCUGGCGGGCGACGUGUGCGCCAUCAUGCGCGUGCACGGAUUCCUCGAGCAGUGGGGCCUCAUCAACUACCAGUUGGAGGCGGAGUCGAGACCAACGGCGAUGGGUCCCCCGCCCACGUCCCACUUCCACGUGCUAUCCGACACGCCGUCCGGCUUGCAGCCGCUCAUUGCGCGAACAGCACAACCGAGACCAGCGGAGAACGUGCCAAAGGUGGAGCCGGGCCUGCCGAACGGCGCGGACAGUGGCGCGGCCGCCCCCGUGCCCCCCGCCGCCGCGCCCGCCGCCGCGCCGCUGCUCAAGACCGAGCCCACGCCGGACCUGCCCGUCGCGCCCGGGCUCAAACUAGACCAGUACCGUGGCGGUCUGACGGGCGGUGGCGGAGGACGCGGGCGCGAGUGGACCGAGCAGGAGACGCUGCUGCUGCUGGAGGCGCUGGAGCUGCACCGCGACGACUGGAACCGCGUCGCCGCGCACGUCGGCACGCGCACGCAGGACGAGUGCAUCCUGCACUUCCUGCGGCUGCCCAUCGAGGACCCCUACCUCGACGACCCCGCGUCAGGCGGCGUGCUAGGUCCUCUGGCGUAUCAACCGGUGCCAUUCAGCAAGACAGGAAACCCAGUGAUGAGCACAGUCGCGUUCUUAGCCUCCGUCGUCGACCCGCGAAUCGCCGCCAAGGCAACUAAAGCCGCCAUGGAAGAGUUCUCUGCAAUAAAGGACGAGGUGCCGGCGGCCAUGAUGGAGGCGCACGUGAAGGCGGCGGGCGCGCUCGGCGCCGGCGCCGCGCUCGCCGCCACCGGCAUCGCCGGCACCGCCGCCGACCCGCCGCCAGCUACUGAAAAGAAAGAGGGCGCGAGUGAAGUGAAGAACGAGCCGAUGGAGGUGGAAGAGGGUGAAGCCAAGGUGAAAGAGGAACCUUCAGAAGCCGCGCCCGCUGAAGAAAAAGACAGCAAAGACUCGCCUUCACCGCAACCAGAAGCACCAGCGACGGUAGACGCGAAGCUGCAAUCGGCGGCAGCGGCGGCACUCGCGGCGGCGGCGGUGAAAGCCAAGCACCUCGCCGGCGUCGAGGAGCGCAAGAUCAAGUCACUCGUCGCGCUGCUCGUCGAGACGCAGAUGAAGAAGCUUGAGAUCAAGCUCAGGCACUUUGAGGAGUUAGAAGCUACCAUGGAACGGGAGAGGGAAGGUUUGGAGUACCAACGACAACAAUUAAUACAAGAACGGCAACAGUUCCACCUAGAACAAUUGAAAGCAGCUGAAUUCCGGUCGAAACAUCAAGCACAUCAGAGGUUGCAAGCAGAGAGCGCGGGCGUGGGCGUGGCGGCGGGCGCGGCGGCGCCGAGCGCGGAGCAGGCGCCGGCCGACGCGCCCGCCGCGCCGCACGCGCCGCACGCGCCGCACGCACCGCACGCGCCGCCCGCCACGCACGCGUAGGGGACGACACUACUAAACUAAACAGAGCCCUUUACAAAGAACAUUGUAAGCGGCAUUUUGUUGCCUUACCAGAAAGCUUAUUUACUUUAUAUUUUCUUGAAAAUUUAUGAUAUAUUUCCAAUAUUUAGUUAAAAAUAUAACUACCCUAUGAAAGAAAAAAUGUGUUCCGUAAAAACUGCAAAAUGUCGGUUACGAUGUACUUCCUGAAAAGACUCGAUAAACUAUCUGUAUUGGCCGAUUCCUGUAAAUGAUUCUUACCAUUACCAUAUGAUCCAGGGCGAAAAUGGACCAAUCAGAAUGAAGUUAUGAUGAUUGGUUUAUUCUUAUCGUUAAUGCGUAGUUAGCGGCGAACCGCUAACUCCAAAUUUAUUAGAAUUGGUUGUAAGUGUACAUUAAAUUUAUGCAAUAUUUGUUCUCUUUUGUAACGACACUUCUCGCACUUGCUGUCACUGCUCUAAAUUAUUGCUAAAAAUAAUCAUAUACUAUUAUUGCUGGCAAUAAUUGCUCCGUCUAAAAUUAGAGUCAAGACCUAGAAGUGUACUCAAAAUUAUUUAGUAUCUUUCAGCGCUCACUUUCUUAAUUAAAGAAUGAAUAAUAAUUAUUACUUAUUCCCACUAUUUAAACCUGUUUAAACAAUGAUUUAUUUAGUGCCAGUAAACCGAAGUAAUCGGCGCGAGAUUUUAACUGCAAGAAGAGUAAUUUAACAAGUGAAUGUAUUUAUAAGCAAGAUUAAUGUUGUCGUGUGUAAGUAAGUAUAAGGGCCGGCGCAAAUAUGGCGGUGCACAGCUCAAAUAAUUUUUACUGUCAAGCUAUUAUCGACAUUCUCUUCAUUUAAAUAAUGUUCAAAAUCCCUUAACACAAGAAAAAUUCUUCUGGCGCUGCGGUUCGCCAUAUAUGCGCCGGCCGUAAGACGAUUCCGGGGAAAUUCACUGGUAUUUAUACAAUAGAGGUGUACUCGUGAUUCCGAACGAUCUGUACGACUGAUGACAGUCUGUAGAAGAGAUAUUCUGAUGUAUUGACUAGAAUUAAUUAUAAUUAUUUAAUUGUAAGUUAACAGUAGAUGUCAACUAUUCUCCAUAACGUCCGGUUAUGAAAUAAAACGUUUAAAAGUA
Manduca sexta (tobacco hornworm) is the source of this 4178-nucleotide messenger RNA. It is a transcript of the gene mor, whose product is annotated as SWI/SNF complex subunit SMARCC2. Gene Ontology annotation, biological process: positive regulation of DNA-templated transcription. The record is from RefSeq and is a predicted model, not a curated record. Gene Ontology annotation, molecular function: DNA binding; histone binding. Gene Ontology annotation, cellular component: SWI/SNF complex. Lineage: Eukaryota; Metazoa; Arthropoda; Insecta; Lepidoptera; Sphingidae.